ACUCUCAGUAAUCUCUCUUUUCCUCUCUAUUCCGAUGCUUAUUUAAAAGAAAUUUGUUUUUUCCGUUGCCGCAUGUGUUACGUGGCAUCCGAAGAGCAAACAUAAUUGGCGUACGAUUGAAUUUUGGUGCACAAAGCGAUCAAAAUGUAUCCCAUUGGAGCAGCUGGUGCUGCUGAGCAGUGUCCGGGACAUCAGUCUUCAGGGUCAGAUGUUUCUGAUCCAGUGUCUCCUCCAGCACAAGAAUAUGUCUUCAAACCUCCUCAACGGCCAGACUUUGGCACAAUGGGAAGGACAAUCAAGCUUCAGGCCAACUUCUUUGAAAUGGAAAUACCCAAGUUGGAGGUGUACCAUUAUGACAUAGACAUCAAGCCUGAGAAAUGCCCACGGAGAGUUAACCGCGAAAUUGUUGAGCACAUGGUCCAGCACUUUAAAACGCAGAUCUUUGGAGAUCGAAAGCCUGUAUAUGAUGGGAGGAAGAAUCUCUACACUGCCAUGCCUUUACCCAUUGGAAGGGACAAAGUGGAGCUGGAGGUCACAAUUCCAGGGGAGGGAAAGGACAGGAGCUUUAAAGUAGCUAUAAAGUGGAUGUCCUGUGUGAAUCUGCAAGCUCUACAUGAAGCACUGACAGGACGACUACCAAACAUCCCCUUUGAGACCAUUCAGGCUCUGGACGUUGUAAUGAGACAUUUGCCCUCUAUGAGGUACACCCCAGUUGGACGUUCCUUCUUCACUCCCUCUGAAGGCUGCUCUAACCCCCUCGGUGGAGGUAGAGAAGUCUGGUUUGGCUUUCACCAGUCUGUUCGACCGUCCCUCUGGAAAAUGAUGCUCAACAUUGAUGUGUCUGCCACUGCAUUCUACAAAGCUCAACCUGUGAUUGAGUUCAUGUGUGAGGUUUUGGAUUUUAAAAGCAUCGAAGAACAACAGAAGCCCUUAACAGACUCUCAGAGAGUGAAGUUUACAAAAGAGAUCAAAGGUUUGAAGGUGGAGAUCACUCACUGUGGACAGAUGAAGAGGAAAUACAGGGUGUGUAAUGUGACUAGGAGACCAGCCAGCCAUCAAACGUUUCCCUUGCAGCAAGAGAAUGGUCAGACCAUUGAAUGCACUGUUGCACAGUACUUCAAGGAUAAGUACAAACUGGUGCUGAGAUAUCCACAUCUCCCAUGUUUACAAGUUGGUCAGGAGCAGAAACACACUUACCUUCCCCUGGAGGUCUGUAACAUAGUAGCUGGGCAGAGAUGCAUCAAAAAACUGACAGACAAUCAGACCUCCACUAUGAUACGUGCCACAGCCAGGUCUGCACCUGAUCGUCAAGAUGAGAUCAGCAAACUGAUGAGAAGUGCCAACUUCAACAAUGAUCCUUAUGUGCGCGAGUUUGGAGUCAUGGUGAGAGACGAGAUGACUGAGGUCAAUGGUCGGGUCCUUCAGGCACCUUCAAUUCUCUAUGGAGGAAGGAACAAAGCAAUUGCAACCCCAGUUCAGGGUGUGUGGGACAUGAGGAACAAGCAGUUCCACACAGGCAUUGAGAUCAAAGUGUGGGCUAUUGCCUGCUUUGCCCCGCAGAGGCAGUGCACGGAACUCCUUUUGAAAGCAUUCACUGACCAGCUCCGAAAGAUCUCACGUGAUGCUGGGAUGCCCAUUCAGGGCCAGCCAUGCUUUUGCAAAUAUGCCCAGGGAGCAGACAGUGUGGAGCCCAUGUUCAAACACCUCAAGUACACAUACCAAGGCUUACAGUUGGUGGUGGUCAUCCUACCUGGGAAGACCCCCGUUUACGCUGAGGUAAAGCGUGUUGGAGACACUGUUCUUGGCAUGGCCACACAGUGUGUCCAGGUAAAGAAUGUACAGAAGACCACACCUCAGACCCUUUCCAACCUCUGCCUCAAGAUUAAUGUCAAACUGGGUGGAGUCAACAAUAUUCUUCUUCCACAGGGCAGGCCCUUAGUGUUUCAGCAGCCAGUCAUAUUUCUGGGUGCAGAUGUGACUCACCCCCCAGCUGGAGAUGGCAAGAAACCCUCUAUUGCUGCUGUGGUUGGCAGCAUGGAUGCCCACCCAAGCCGGUACUGUGCCACGGUGCGGGUGCAGCAGCACCGUCAGGACAUCAUUCAGGAUCUGGCCACCAUGGUGAGAGAGCUGCUUAUCCAGUUCUACAAAUCCACACGCUUCAAACCUACACGCAUUAUUUAUUAUAGAGACGGCAUUUCGGAGGGUCAGUUCAACCAGGUUCUGCAGCAUGAGCUGCUGGCUAUCCGUGAGGCCUGUAUCAAGCUGGAGAAAGAUUACCAGCCAGGCAUCACCUUUGUUGUAGUCCAAAAGAGACAUCACACCAGGCUCUUUUGCAUGGACAGGAAUGAAAGGGUUGGAAAGAGUGGCAACAUUCCUGCUGGCACCACAGUUGACACCAAAAUUACCCAUCCAUCUGAGUUUGACUUCUAUCUUUGUAGUCAUGCCGGAAUUCAGGGAACCAGCAGGCCCUCCCACUAUCACGUGUUGUGGGAUGACAACCAUUUCACCUCUGAUGAGCUGCAGGUCCUCACCUACCAGCUGUGCCACACCUAUGUGCGCUGCACCCGCUCUGUCUCCAUUCCUGCGCCAGCAUAUUACGCCCACCUGGUGGCAUUCCGUGCACGCUACCAUUUGGUUGACAAAGAACACGACAGUGCUGAGGGAAGCCACACAUCUGGUCAGAGUAAUGGCAGAGAUCAACAGGCCCUGGCCAAAGCUGUGCAGAUACACCAGGAUACACUGUGUACCAUGUACUUCGCCUGAACAGAACCAGUAAUAAGCCCCUCGUCCUCAAAACAGCACGUGUGUGUGUGUGUGUGUGUGUGUGUAUUUUUGUGUGUGCCUCAUUUGUAAGUGUACUUUCAAAUGAAAAACUAAAAGACUCCAGAAACUCCACGUUGUUAUUUCCAAAUGAUCAUAUAGUAAAUACUAAAUAUCCUGUCAUGAGUUUUAGAACUGUAAGAUGUGAAUCCAUUAAUUUAUGUUUUUUUUUUUUUUUAAUUGCUUGGUUUGGUGGGUGUGGUUGUGUAUCUCUGUUGUGCGUGUCAAAUUAGAGGUUACCAUGUUUACAUAGUCCAAAAAUGUAAACUAUUUUUUACACUGAAAGUUACAUUUGCAUCGGGGUGGGGGGGUCAAUAUUGUUGCCAAUGUGGAGACUGUUGUAGUUUUUACAAACUUAUCAAACCAGUGGGCUAAGGUUGGUUUAGGAAAAGACGGAUCAGGUUUAGGGGUUGUGGGAAGGCAGUUCCAAUUAUUUAUCAGCAAAGCAAGUGCACUGACCAGAAGGUGACUUCAGGACAAAAGUACUUAUUCUGUUUUGUUUCAUUUAUUUGUGCUAAUAUUAAUUCUUAUCUUGGUGUCAUAUGUUGUUCAGUCCAGGUCUCAGUCAACCUACUGUACAUGUCCUUCAAUAACUAAUCAAGCAUUGUCCUAUGAUUGCACUGGACAUUUUUGACAUUUAAAAUAAGUACAGAAUCAAGAACACUUAGCUAUUGGAUGUGAGAAUGUAGAAAUUGUUCUGACAAUCAGUUUUCGGGCUCUCUGCCACUCAAAUGAGACUGGUUCUCAUCAGUGGCAGUCUCCGUAUACCUGAGCCAGGAUUCUCUGCGUGGAAACAGCUCUUUAAAAUACACAGUUGUUUGAUCAAGUAUUGUCCUUUUUAAAAUACUAAUAUCUUUUGGACUAAGCAUUUAGAUGAUCUUGUUAGUACUUUAAUUUUCCUGCCAUGAGCAUUUCUCUCUUAUCCACCUUGAUUGUAACAACCUAUGGUUUCAGUGGGUGGGUAGAUGAUUACAAUUUAUUUUCCUUUCACAACUCCUUUCAGGAAAUCUGAUCACAUUUCACUUUAUUCAAGGUUAAUUAAACCUGUUUUGAGGUUUAAUUUCACAAGUUGUCAAAGAUAUUACCCACCUUGAAACAUAAGGUCAGUUUUGUGCUGAAUUUUAGAGGAUCUGCGGCUCUGUGUAAAGUUUUCUGGUGUUGGGGUUUAAACACUACAUUUCAGUUACUCAAGUCACCACACUCCAGCUGACCACACCGGCAAUCAAGAUGUUGAGGGAAUGGAGGUUGAUGGGAAAGUGUUUAAGAAUAAAACUGAAAUCAAUCACAUUGUUCACAGAGACACAACGAGUUUGGAGUGGACAAUUCCAUACAAAUUUCAAAUGCACCUUAGUUUUUUUUUUUACCCAGAACUAACUCUAUAGCCUACUUGGAGGUUACUUGGUCAUUACUUGGAGGUUUUCAUAAUGAGGAUAUUACAAAAACAAAAAUCCUUUUUUAAGAACCCAAGGUUGUUUUUAUAGACCAUAAGUAUUGUGUCAAUUUCUUUUAUAGACCUUAGGGAGUUUUGUGACCGGGUUGGGCCAUUAGGCAAGUGGUGGUUAUCUUAACCUAUAAACGUUUGCUAUAGAGAAAAUCAAUCCAAACUUAGUUCAAAUUGAAGCGCAAUACAUUGUAUAUUUCUUGGUGUACUGUUUUAUUGUAAACAGUUUGAGUCAAGUUUUAUUGCCUUCUAAAGCAUAUCAUGUGUAAUGUGUAUCUAUUGAGUCUUGUAAGUUAAUGAACUGUAAACUCACUUCCCCGUAUAAUGCUUCAAUUUUAACUUGAAAUUUUUGGGAAUUUUUAACCAUCUUUUUCUAACUAUGCAUUCUUAACCAUGAGAUUUUAGUGGUAUAUUUGUGUAUAUGAAUUAUGAAUUUAGAACAUUUGUAAUGUAGUCGUUUUAAUGCUGGGUACUUUUUAGUAGUGUAAAUAGUUCAAGCCCUGUACCCAAUGUAGCAGUAUUAGCAGAACAAAAUACUCUAUUUUUAUUAUCAACAAUUGGAUGUUCUUUAUAUGGCUCUGAAUUAUUCCUAUUAGCCAAACAAGAUUACAUAUGUACUUUUAGUUAAUGUCCUACCGUUACUGAAGCACAAUGGGACUUAAUUGUAGGUGCUAGAGUUUAUUCUUGAGAAAAUCAUUUGUUAUUAAAAUCUUGUUUAGCCUCAUCUUUUAAACAAAAAUCAUAGACUAGUAAGAGAGGUUCAUUGAUAUGUUUGGUUUUAGACAUUUUGACCCUGAAACUUACCUGUCCAUUUGAAUAUCAUUUUUUUUUUUAGCCAAAUCUUAACCCAUCAAACUGUGUAUAAGGGGCAUUUUAGCUUAUCUACACAUACUUGACUAUGUUAUGUUAUUAUUUGGUGCUGUUCUUGCAACUUGUGAAAGUAGAUGCACUUUGAAGAGCAAUGGACACAAGACCCUUAGAUCUGGUAGUUCUGACAUAGAAAUCUACAUGUGGAACAUGAGUAUGUUUUCUUGGUGCACUUGUGUCGAAAUGACCAGAUGUCCUACCUCUUGUUACCCGUUACUUGUAAUAAGGUAACAUACCGCACUGGUCAUUCCUUCAUAAUUGCACUGGGGAAAGUCAUACUUUUUGUCCCUCUGAAAGUUUCCUAAAUUUGGUGUUAGAUAUCACAAAUAAUCUUGAACACAUGCUCUAAUAUGGCAUGUUUUUUUCUUUCUCAUCACUUUAGAGGCCAUACCUGCUGUCAUUUAGCCUAAUGAUUUACCAUUCCCCAUUGUUUUUUGGAUGGUGUUUCAUGAGAUCGUUCACCCAAAAAUGUAACUUCUCAUCAUUUACUCACCGUCAUGACAUCCCAGAUGUAAAUGGCUUUCUUCUGCUGAACACAAAUGAAGAUUGUAGAAGAAUAUUUCUGCUCUGUAGAUCCAUACAAUGCAAGUAAACUGGCAAAAACUUGAUGGUCCAAAAAGCACAUAAGGGUAGCAUAAAGUAAUCCAUAUGACUCCAGUGGUUUAAUGUCUGCCAACUAAAGUGAUAUGAUGGGUGUGGGUGAGAAACAUUUAAAUAUUUUUACUUUAGAGUCUUUAGAGUGAUAUGUACAAAGAUUUUGAAUUGCCAAAAACAAAAGUAGAAGAAUGUGAAAGUGCAGAUCGAUAGUAAACAAAAUGACUUGCAUAUUGAUCUGUUUCUCACCAAUACUUAUAUAGCUUCUGAAGAUAUGGACUUAACCGCUGGAGUCUUAUGGAUUACAUUUAUGCUGCCGUUGUGUGCUUUUGGAACUUCAAAGUUCUGGCCACAAUUCACUUGCAUUGUGAGGACCUACAGAGCUGAAAUAUUCUUCUAAAAAUCUUCAUUUGUGUUCAGCAAAAGUCAUCAUCUGGGAUGGCAUGAGGGUAAGUAAAUUAUGAGAAUUUUCAUUUUUGGAUGAACUAAUGUAUUCAAAUCUAAUAUUGAGUGCUGCAAGUAUCAGAUGAAAGUCAGACAUGAAUAAAAAACAAAUAUAUAUAUUAUAUGCUUUCAGUGAACAAGUGGCUUAGUGCUUUCAAUGUGCACGUUAUGCUAUAAAAUGUUUAUAUGUAUAGUGUGAAUUCCACUUAUUACGUUCUGUCCCUUUAAAUUGCAGUUCAUCGUUGCCUAAUCCAUGUAUUCAUUUGAAUGUGUGUGUGUCACCUAGAUUUCUUGUUUUUCUUUUAACUAGGUUUGAGUUAGUAUUUAUCAUUUAGCAUCAGGAGUCACGUUAGAUUAAAUAAUUGCUUAAACUACUACUUUGAUAUGUUUUGGAACAAUCUGAUUUUCCUUUUAUUAGAAAACAUUAUUUUCGUCCACGUGAACUGCUUAUAUUACUGAGUUCUUAGUAUUUUAACCUUUUAAAAUCAGCACCUUAGUCAAAGGUCUACAACAUAUGCAAUUUUUCAAGAAUGAAACAUGAGAUGUUUUUGCACUAUAUCAGAAGUGUUCCUAAUUUGCAUACAGAUUGUAAUGUUGGACAGAAGUGCAGGCUGCUCAGCACCAAUAAUAUACUAGACUGCAGUUGUGUUUUGGCCUUGUUUAUUUGUUCAUAUACAGAUGCAUUGGCAUUACUCUUAUUACAAGUGUAUGACAGACAUAGGAAGGUCCUGAGUUCUUACACCAUGCAAAAACCAAUUUCCAUUUUAGAGCCGUCUGUAUGUAUUCUUGUACUUUUUAAACAUCGAAACUGUCCGAUUGUGGCUGUAAAGUAUAUGCCGUAUGCAUACCAAAAAAUGUAAGAAUAAGGGACUUGGGAUUAAUUUUCUCUUAUAUUUUUUUUUAACGUCCCAUUUUUAAUUUACGAUUUUACAGCCUCCAUAUACAAGACUAUUCACGUUUUUUAAAUUAGUUUUAACUAGGAAACUGAUGUUAAGGUGAAUUCAAUAAAAAAAAAAAAAAAUCUUCAAAUAUCUUUGCAUUCAGAUGAAAGGAAGGCUGAGGAACAGAAUAUGGUGCAGAUUUUAUAGAGACAUACCAAUCUUUGCAGCAGCAUCUCAAUUUCAAAUCUGUAGAGGCACAUACAGUGUUAACUGAAAUUUGAAUUGGUGUCUCAUUUCCCUGGAAGCUGAGAAUGAUUUAUAUCUCAAUGCAAUGCUUUAACAUUAUGUUGACUUUUGUGGAUGUGUCUCGCAUUAUCAAUUAUAGAGUUUUUACUUUUGCUGCUUGAGUGAAGCUUGUAUAUUGCUUGGCUUAGUAUCUUUUUAGCUCUGUGUUGGGAUAUCUUUGCUUUAAACGGCAUAGUUGGAAUAGCUAUGGCUGAAGACAACACAGAUUAUUAAGCCUUGACUGUUGGACUUGUUAAAAAAAUGGUGCCCCACUGUUUGGGUACAUUUUUCAUGUUAGAAAGAUGCCAGUCUCACCAAGAGAAAUGUGCUUCCCCCAUGUUCAGUAAGAGGUGUCCUAUUAACUUUAAGAUAUAUAUUGCUAAUGUAUAUACAUUAGAACCUUGCACUAUAGUGUUAGUCUGAAGCAGAAAUGCCUUUCUGCAUAGCAGUAGUUUUGUUACUGUCCUCUUUGCUUUUCCACCUCUUAAGGUGGCAAGUCUAGAAAUAUGCUACUUUUAUGACCUGUUAAGACCACAAGGAUACAAACGAACAGUUUGAAUGUACUUCAUAUGCAUGCGUUUUGUAAUAUUUGUCAGAAUAGCCACAGACUGUAAUUAUUUGCAUUCAUGCAUCCAAAUUUAAAGCAGCAUUGUGUCAUUAGGCGUUUAUGAUUGGAGAGAAUCAUAUGUCAUAAUUCAUGGCUGUAAAGUACUAGAUUAACACAUGUUGGCUUAAACAUUAGGUCAACUGAUUUAGAAUACACACUGGCACAAAUAUCUGUGCAUCGCUGACGUUUGUGGUGCUGAACUGUAAAGUGUACAUAAGGCACUGUUGUGGUGUUUUGUGUGUUUACCAUGUACUGCUUUUAUGUUUGCCAAAAAUUCUGAACUGAAAUUUCACCUAAAUGCUCAUGGUCAUAAUUCAACCCAAUAAGACAGAUUCUGAUGAGUGUUUUUAAUCCCUUUUGCAUUGCCAGUAAACUCUGUGGUGGUGCCAUAAUCAUGUUAGUGGUACUUGCCUAGCCCCAGUUCAUUGUGCACAAACUAAACACCCUACUCCGUUCAUUAGAGCCAUGAUGGCAUACAAGUGUUUCAUAACACUUUCUUUCGGCUUUUUUCCCCCCUACUGUGAGUUCCUUAGCUCAUUGAAAUCUAGUCUAAAAUAACCAAAACUUUAGUUGGCGUUACAUGCUAAUGCCUUUUUAUUUAUUAAAAUAUGAGCAUUCAUGUAAGUUUGAAAUGGGGACUUUUAUACUGAUUUAUUAGAAUAAUUGAGUGUCAUCACGAACUGGCUUUUUAAACAAACUUUUAAAACUACCUCAGAAUGGUGUCCGGUGCUAAUGUAAAAUAUCCCUUAUACAGUGCACACAUAUGUGCUCAAGACAAAGAACAAUAAUUGUGACCAAACAACACAAGCCUAUACUGUGUAUAAAGUGAUUAGUUUUGUUUCACUUUUUUUUUUUAAGCCUUUUUUGUGGUGGAUCAACAUGAGGGAUGUUUCAGCAUGUAAUUCAAUUGCAGGGGACCAACAUAUGAUCUGAAAAAUGUCUCUUUUUAAAAUGUAAUGAUGAAAGCAUACUCAUCAGCUUGUAGAGAACUGUAAACUGCAGUUUGUCACAAACAAAACUUCUAGAUACUUUCUGGCAAUUUUCAUAGUUCAUCUGGUUCGAUCUACAGAGAACAAUAGCAAGGAGUUGGAUUUAAACAAGUCUUCUCAGUUUUUGGUCAGGAUGGACUUCAAUUUAGGCCAAGAUUAUUACCAAAUGAAAGCAUAGUGGAUGAGUUGGUGUGGUAUCUUGAGACUGCAUCCUUUUUCUAGAUCUGGAGUAAAUCUGAUCUGGAAUGUGUCCAUCGCUAACAUUGUGCCAUAUUAUAGACAAGAAAUGUCCAAUGACCACUGCUCUGUGUUUAAUAUAUGUUUGGAAAACUGACAACAUUUUCCGAGGAAGCAGCUCAUCAACCUGUGUCAAAUGGCAAUCUAAACAUUGAGUUUUAAUGUCUUUAGAGCACUAGCGUUAUACUUUAUUCUUCUACUUGAUUUACAUCCAGUAUUGCAAUAGUUUUGAGAUGUUUCGCACUCAUUAGAUCUGAUCUGUUUGAUUAAAGUUCCACAAGGGUAGUGUCAGAUCUCCGAUAAGCUAUAUGUAUUUAAGCAUUUUCAUUAUAAGAUUUUGGAGUGCUAUUCAUUGCAGUUGAUGUGUAUUUACCUUGCUAUGUUUUAUGAAGGGAAUUUUGUGUUUUCAUGUAUCUCAAUCUCCGAUUGAGGAUGUUACAAAGCAUUCUAAUACACUGGCAUUUGAGUUUCUUGAGAGAAUUUGAAAUAUAUUAAGGUACAAAAGAUUUUUGUUUUCAAUGGCAAACUUAAAAAUGUCCAGCAUCUUGUUGUAAUUGGGCAAACAGAUUAAGACCAUUUAAGACGAGGUAUUUUCUGCUACAAUAGGAAUUCUAAGAAACCAUUUGGCUUGUUGGUAUUUUCAAAAAUAAAGUGUAUAGAUGUUAAGUACCUCAUAAGCCUGAUAAAUGCUGCAUAAACUUCAUUUAUUGUUCUUUUGUGAACCUCAUUUUUCAGAAAUUGGUUUGAUGUCCACAUAAAGCUGUGCAAGAGCCUACAGAAUUAUUUGUGGUUGACCACGGCCACUUUUUAAACCUUUUUUUUGUUUUUGUACCACUUUUGCUUGUUGGGUAAAAAGGGUAUUAAUGGUGCACAGAAAAUGCAAUUCUGACAUUAGACUUAAUGGGUUAAUUCAACCAAAACAUUUACAUUCUCAUAAUUUACUCGCCCUCAUGCCAUCCCAGAAGUGUAUGACUUUUUCUUUGCAGAACAGAAACAAAGAUUUUUUUUUUUUAAAUAUCUCUGUAGGUCCAUGUAAUGCAAGUGAAUGGUGACCAGAACUCCAAAUACUCCAAAAAAGGAGAUUAAGCCAGCAUAAAAGUAAUCCAUAUGACACCAGUGGUUUAAUCAAUGACUUCUGAAAUGAUCCUGUUGGUUUUGGGUGAGGUCAGACAAAUAAAAUCCCUACAGAGCCGAGAUAUUCUUCUAAAAAUCUUCGUUGGUGUUCUGCAGAAGAAAGUCAUACACAUCUGGAAUGGCAUGAGGUUGAGUAAAUGAUGAGCGAAUUUUCAGUUUAAAAGCAUGAUACAGUAUUUUGUAUGUUUUCUGAGCAUCAAGCUUUCGCAUUGGCCAGUUGAUCACAGCUAUUGGAUAUGUAGUGACGUCUUGCAGUCAAAAGUUACAGUUGACUCAGGUAUUUCCAUUAAGGGCUGUAUCUGCUAUUGCCUCUCUUCCCAAAUUCCCUCACCUGUGUCUUAAUGUAGCCUUAGACCUGCAGAUAUGGAUGGAACAUUAUGGAGAAUAUCUGGCCUUAAAAUAUGCACUAUUAACCAGAACAUUCACAUCACCACAUCAGGCCAUAUGUUUUUGCCAUAAAACUACCUCCUAAGAAUGUAAGGGUGUCCUGGAGCUACCAGAUGGUUUAUUUUUCUUUAGUUUUACUUUCCAAAUAGUAACAUGUAAAUUGACAAUCAUCAUGCAUCUUUAUUCCAUGCCAUAGUUUAUAACAUACUAAUUUUUCACACAAAAAAAAAUAUGUUUAUACAUUAUUAGUGUAAAGCAAUCUAUAAGGACGUGAAUGAAAAACGGAUGCAAUUCUGGGACACUCCAGUUGAUUCUGUAUGGUAUGAUUUGUUUUACCUCUAUGUAAAUUAUUUGUAUUUUUUUGGAAGACCAUGUCUUGGAGCCUAUUGACCAAUGUUUCUAAGACUUGCACUGCUAUGUGGACUCAAACCUCCCUCAAACAUCAGCAAUUUAUCUUUCAUUUAACCUUGUGUUUGCUCCUAUCUAUAACAUGCCAAAUUAAAUUCUGUCAUUCCUGUCAUGGUGAAGUCUUUUAUUUCUCGUUCACUUGUUCGCAUUCACUGCUAAGCUCCUUGUCUUUUGUUUCUUGUUAAUGUAAAGUGUGAGCUUUUUUUUUUUUUUCUCUCCAAGUUUAUGAAUACAAACCAAGGUAUGCUGUAAACCCUGCUAAGACAUAAUGUGAAAACGUAUCAUUUAAAAUAGCUCACUUUUGCUUGACUGUGUAUUGCAUCAUUUAAUAAACUUAAUUU
Molecule: messenger RNA, 11435 nt
Organism: Xyrauchen texanus (razorback sucker)
Lineage: Eukaryota; Metazoa; Chordata; Actinopteri; Cypriniformes; Catostomidae
Product: protein argonaute-2-like
Exons: 20
Coding region: 145-2763 (872 amino acids)
Biological process (GO): regulation of DNA-templated transcription; regulatory ncRNA-mediated gene silencing
Cellular component (GO): RISC complex
Molecular function (GO): RNA binding; protein binding; endoribonuclease activity, cleaving siRNA-paired mRNA
Source: RefSeq, a predicted model, not a curated record